This is a messenger RNA of Penicillium diatomitis, 1200 nucleotides long. RefSeq names its product DXO/RAI1 family decapping nuclease. Gene Ontology annotation, cellular component: cytosol; nucleus. The record is from RefSeq and is a predicted model, not a curated record. NCBI's taxonomy places the organism in Eukaryota, Fungi, Ascomycota, Eurotiomycetes, Eurotiales, Aspergillaceae. The coding region runs from base 1 to 1200 and encodes 399 amino acids. Gene Ontology annotation, biological process: nuclear-transcribed mRNA catabolic process; NAD-cap decapping. The transcript is spliced from 7 exons. Gene Ontology annotation, molecular function: mRNA 5'-diphosphatase activity.
AUGAGUCGCGCACUUUUCGAAAUCCAACCGAUAGCGCGCUUCGGUGGAGUCAACACCACCAUCCGCCGACCAAGGGAAAUCGCGUGCUUCUCCUAUGACCAGGAACGUCGUUUCUCGUUAGGCGAUGCGUCAAUGGCAUAUUACUAUCCGCCGAAUCUCCCAGCGGAUCUGAACAUCGGGUUCGAUACGUUUCAAAAACUGGAUGACUCGGCGGAUGAGCAUCUGGAUGCGCUUCUUGAAACGAUCAUGGCCAUGGAGAAGGAGACGGGGAAGAAGUGUGAGACGGAUGUCAUUACUUGGCGAGGCAUGAUGACCAAGAUUCGAGAUGAAUAUAACAUGCUUUCAAGGAACAUUGUACGAAAUACCACACUCAACGCUUCAAGCCAGGAUCAAAGCAUCGUAUUGACAAGCCACGCGAUGCUAUCUACCAGAUUCAUCGAAGAACACAACGCCUACAAGAACCAACAGAAACACAUCCAAAAGAAUCAGAGGAUGCCUCCAGGCAUGGCAUCUCAGGAACUCAUGAUGUACUGGGGAUACAAAUUCGAAGCCCUCUCCGUCCUGCGAAAACCAUGGGACGAAACGUCCCGAGCAGAGAUAGAAGGCCGACAAGACGAAGUCGUCAACAACAGCGCCCAAUACUGUUCCGUCGUCAAGACCGGAAUGGGACACGUGCGCAUGGUACUCGGUGGUGAAGUGGAUGCCGUAUGGGACUGCAAACCCGUCCUCAAAGAACACCCCAUCCACUGGGUCGAACUCAAAACGUCCGCCGAGAUCCGCAACGACAGAGACAUGGUCAAAUACGAGCGCAAGCUGCUCAAAUUCUGGGCCCAAUCGUUCCUCCUGGGCGUGCCCAAGAUCAUUGUGGGAUUCCGUGAUCAACAGGGUAUUGUACGGCGUCUGGAGGAGCUGGAUACGGCGAGUAUUCCGGGGAAAGUGAAGAGCGUGGGGAGGGGGAGUUGGGAUGGGAAUAUCUGUAUUAAUUUUGCGGCGGGGUUUUUGGACUGGUUGAAGCAGGUUGUUCAGGGGGAGGGAGUUUGGAGGAUACGCAAAUUGGAAAAGUCUCAUGUGAUUGAGGUGUUCAAGAUUGAGGAGACGGGCCAUGGGGAUAUUCUUUCGUCGUCGUUCAAGUCCUGGAGAGAAAGUUUGGGGAGGACCACGGAUGACUCGUCGGAGCAUCCACCUGCGCAGAGUAUGUAG